Molecule: messenger RNA, 816 nt
Organism: Geodia barretti
Lineage: Eukaryota; Metazoa; Porifera; Demospongiae; Tetractinellida; Geodiidae
Source: the annotation of a GenBank genome assembly
AUGCGAAUAGCUUUCGCGACAUUCUUGGCGAUAGCGACGGCAGCAGUCGUCCUGACGGCCCAGGUGCCGGUCCCUGGCACGGCCGAGGUCGCGCCGAGUGACGUCUCGGCGCCGCCAGCGGAUGCCGUCACGAGCGCUUCCGGACUGAGCUCGCGGAUGCUCACGCCAGGCACGGGCGAGCAAAAGCCAACGGCCGACGAUUUUGUGUCGGUCCACUACACAGGAUGGACAGCCGACGGCGUUGUUGUCGACAGCUCCCGGAACCGGAGCACGCCACCGCUGUUUCCGCUCAACCGGUCGCUGGCGGGUUGGCAGGAGUGCGUGCAGCUGAUGACGGUCGGCGAAAGUCGGCGAUGCUGGCUGCCGCAGAGGCUCGCCUACAACGGUCGCGACGGCCGACCCGCCGGGACGAUCGUCUUUGACAUCGAACUGCUCGACGUCCGCAGUUCCCCGAAGGUACCGCCGCCCGAUGUGGCUGCGCCACCGGACGACGCCAUACGCACCGAAUCCGGCAUUGCCUACAAGGUCGUGAAGCCUGGCACCGGAACGCGGCGGCCCACUCAGGCUGACAGAGUGACCGUGCACUACACGGGUUGGACGGCGAGCGGCAGGAUGUUCGACAGUUCAGUGCUGGUCGGCGCGGCGCAAACACUCGCCUUGACUGACGUGAUUGCCGGAUGGACGGAGGGCAUGCAGCUCAUGGUGGAGGGCGAGAGAACGCGCUUCUGGAUUCCGGAGGAGCUCGCGUACGAAGGCGAGGUCGGCUCUCCGCUCGGCAUGCUGGUGUUCGACGUCGACCUGAUCCGGAUCGAGUAG